This is a messenger RNA of Penicillium atrosanguineum, 1509 nucleotides long. It is a transcript of the gene dot1, whose product is annotated as histone methyltransferase DOT1. NCBI's taxonomy places the organism in Eukaryota, Fungi, Ascomycota, Eurotiomycetes, Eurotiales, Aspergillaceae. The record is from RefSeq and is a predicted model, not a curated record. The transcript is spliced from 2 exons. Gene Ontology annotation, biological process: DNA damage checkpoint signaling; subtelomeric heterochromatin formation; regulation of transcription regulatory region DNA binding. Gene Ontology annotation, cellular component: nucleosome; nucleus. Gene Ontology annotation, molecular function: histone binding; histone H3K79 methyltransferase activity. The coding region runs from base 1 to 1509 and encodes 502 amino acids.
AUGGGCUUUUUCGACCACCUUCAGAAAGGAGGGGCCUUCUCUCUACAGCCUCAGAAGACUCAGAUCCGCAAAGUCGUUCAAAAAGCCCCGGCCCCGGCACGGUCGGCGACACAAAAUUCGGACUCCCGGUCAUCUCAAGUCCAGUCUUCGACAGAACGGAGCCGCAAGACGCACGCGCUUAAAGCCCGAUCGGUCUCGAGUGACGCAGACGCCCGCCCCGCCAAACGACUCACCACCCCGAAUCGCAUACGAAAGCGACCUACCCCGGAGACACGCCUUUCGAGUGAUGACGAUGCUAGCGACAGUGAUACCUCGUUUGAAGUGCGCAAGCGUGCGCGCACGAGCGCCAGUGCGGAACCCGACCCCGAGAGACGGAUUCGCUCGGUGAAGGCAUUUUCAGAUGAAGGACGUCGGCCUUUCAAGAUGGUACAUGCGGUGGAUAUCACGUCUGGCCAAAAGGCUGGGAAGUUUAAGCCGGCCUUUGGGGUCGCCGGCAAAUCUACGGAGAUCCUCUUGCAGUACCCCAGUGCUUCGCAAAAAGAAAUAUUCGACUCCAUGGUACCCAAAGACAAUGAGGACUUCCGGCCCAUCGACGACAUUGUACAGGUCAUCGAGACCGUCUCCGACAAUUAUAUUCAGGCUGAAGAAGCCGACGAGUUCAACAAUGAAACCACUGGGAUCAGACGGCGAUUGCGGCGUGCUUUGGCUGUGACAUCGGAGACCCAGUUCCGCGAGGCGGUCGAAGAUUAUAACAAGGCCAUCACUAAGCUGAGAGAAAGCGGUAGCCUUGCGAAGCAUUUGGACACAACGCAGCGCAUGGGUCUGCCUUGGGUAGAGCGCAUUUUGACGCAGAUCUAUGCGCGCACGGUUUCUCCCCGCGUCGAAUCCCUUCGGCAGUACGAGAACGGCACGGACAAUGUGUACGGCGAACUUCUUCCCAGGUUUAUCAGCAAUAUCUUCAAGGAGACCAAGUUGAAGUCAGGCCAGGUCUUUGUUGAUCUCGGCUCCGGCGUGGGCAACGUUGUUCUCCAAGCGGCACUUGAAAUUGGCUGCGAAAGCUGGGGCUGCGAGAUGAUGAAUAACGCGUGCGAUUUAGCCGAACUGCAACAAUCUGAAUUCAAGGCUCGCUGCCGUCUAUGGGGAAUCGCGCCGGGCAAGACGCAUCUGGUGCGUGGUGACUUCCUCGAGCAGGAGAGCAUCAUCAACGUACUUAAACGAGCAGACGUGGUGCUUAUCAACAACCAAGCAUUCACACCCCAGCUCAACAAUGAGCUGAUCAAUCACUUCCUCGACAUGAAAGAAGGCUGCAAGAUUGUUUCUCUGAAGUCAUUUGUUCCCGCUGGCCACAAGAUCCAGUCGCGCAAUCUCAACUCUCCCAUCAACCUUCUCAAGGUCCAGCAAAAGAACUACUGGUCCAACAAUGUCAGCUGGACCGACGUUGGUGGCACCUACUUCAUUGCCACCAAAGACAGCUCUCGACUGAAGCGCUUUAUGGAUGAUAUGCUUUAG